Molecule: messenger RNA, 2096 nt
Organism: Juglans regia (Persian walnut)
Lineage: Eukaryota; Viridiplantae; Streptophyta; Magnoliopsida; Fagales; Juglandaceae
Product: CSC1-like protein At3g54510
Exons: 9
Coding region: 1-1938 (645 amino acids)
Cellular component (GO): plasma membrane
Molecular function (GO): calcium-activated cation channel activity
Source: RefSeq, a predicted model, not a curated record
AUGAAUCCUCAGAGCUUGUUUGCUUCGGCUGCCAUUAACAUAGGCUUGGCCUUUGUUGUUCUCUCCCUCUUCUCUAUCCUCAAGAAACAACCCUCAAACGCUCCCAUAUACUACGCUCGUCGUCUCUCGAAAGGUCACAACAUUCACUUCCAUCACUCUCUCUCAAUCCAUCGUUUCUUCCCUUCCGUUUCCUGGAUUCCACGCGCUUUUCGCGUUACUGAAGACGAAAUCCUCGAAACCGGGGGCCUCGACGCUCUUGUCAUUAUCAGACUCUUUAAAUUCGGCAUCAAAUUCUUUGUUGUAUGCUCUCUUGUUGGACUGGCUGUACUUAUCCCAGUUAAUUACAAUGGCCAGGAUGGCUUAUAUCGAAGCUAUCAUUCCAUGGAUUCUUUUACAAUAUCUAACAUUAGUCGAGGUUCCAACAGGCUUUGGGUGCAUUUUUCAUGCUUAUGGUUUAUAUCUCUCUAUGGAUUGUACCUACUAUAUGAGAGCCAGGCAGAAUCUAUUGCAAGAAAGAUAAAGGACUUGAGAGAGAGGCCCACGGCUAACAAGCAUAAGAGAGAACGUUUGCUCUUGGAUGCAUCUCAAGAAUAUGCUAUAUCCUUGCAACAGGAAAAGCUUCAAGUAUUCUGCGAAAAGAUACGCCAGUUACAGCGUGAGAUUAUAAUCAAGCAAAAGGAGUUACCUGUUGCCUUCGUUAUAUUCAAGUCUCGGUGGGGUGCUGCACUAGCUGCCCAAUCUCAGCAGCACCCGCAUCCACUUCUAUGGAUCACUGAAAUGGCUCCAGAACCAAGGGAUGUAUCCUGGAGGAGUUUGGUGAUACCCUAUAGAAUAUUGUGGCUUUACAAAAUCGGGGUUGUUCUUGCAGCAUCACUUCUUACGAUUUUCUUUGCUAUCCCAGUCACUGCUGUUCAAGGAAUUGCCAGAUUUGAGAAACUAAAGAAAUGGUUUCCUCCAGCUAUGGCUGUACAGUUGAUACCAGGCUUAAGCUCAAUCUUGACAGGGUAUCUUCCUAGUGUCAUUCUCAAAGGUUUUAUAUACAUUGUCCCCUUUGCAAUGCUUGGGAUGGCUAAAGCAGCAGGUUGUAUUUCAAAGAGCAAAGAGGAGAUUAAAGCUUGCAACAUGGUUUUCUAUUUUCUUUUGGGAAAUGUUUUCUUUUUGAGCGUGUUGUCAGGGUCCUUAUUAGAUGAAAUCGGAGAAUCUUUUACUCACCCCAAGGAUUUUCCUAGUCAUCUGGCUAGUGCUGUCUCUGCUCAAGCAGAUUUCUUCAUGACAUACAUCUUAACAGAUGGGCUUUCAGGGUUUUCUUUGGAGAUUCUUCAGCCUGGCUUACUCUUUUGGGAUGUUAUAAAAUCGAUAACAUUUGGCCGUGGGAAGAAGAAAAAUCCUUAUCUAUAUUCGCUAGCCUACUUUAGGAUUAUUCCUAUGGUCUCAUUGUCAGUACUGAUUGGUACAGUAUAUGCAGUUGUGGCACCAUUGCUGCUCCCAUUUCUUAUUGGCUACUUCUCUCUAGGCUAUGUUGUUUACGUCAACCAGAUUGAAGAUGUAUAUGAAACUGUGUAUGAGACAUGUGGACAAUACUGGCCAUACAUUCAUCUGUAUAUUGUCAUUGCGAUCAUUCUUAUGCAAAUUACUAUGAUUGGUCUUUUUGGACUGAAGUCAAAGCCAGCUGCUUCCAUAUUAACAAUUCCACUCCUCUUGUUAACCCUGAUGUUUAAUGAGUACUGCAAGAAACGAUUUCUUCCCACAUUCCACCAUUACCCUGUCCAGAAUGCUGUAGAAAACGAUGAGCUUGAUGUGAAGAGCAGGCAGAUGGAAGUUAACUACGAGGAUGCAAUUAAUGCAUAUUGUUCCCCAUGUUUGCAGCCUGUAAACUUCCUGGAAUCAGAAUCGAGCUCGACACAACCAUUAGUUUCUUCAUUUCCAUCUGAGUUCUAGCUUGUUUAUUUCCGUCUCCAUUCUUCUGAACUACUUGAUCAACAAACUACGCACUCUUUUGACAUAAGAUGUUGAAUUAUUUCAUCAACAACAAUUUUGUCCAGGAUCCUUCUCUGCUGUUGAGACCAAGAGUAUUAAAUACGUUGUAUGACACUAAG